AUGGUUCUUAAUGCAAUGGGAUAUGAUGAGAGUGAUGGGAAAAUUACAUUUGAUAAGGACAAGAAUAGAAUCUGCUUUAGUCCACCUCACGAUCCUUUACUCCCAAGGAAAAUCAAUGCCUUUCAGAAACUCACUAAGAAAUUAGGAGGGAUACUUUUCAUGUCAAGGUACCGAAGCACAUCAGUUCAUCUUUUAGGUGGUUGCAAUGCAUCAUCUGACUUUUCAUGUGGUGUUUGUAACCCAAGUGGUCAGGUUUUUGACCCAGAAGGUCCAGCCACUGUACACGCUGGCCUCUAUGUCUGUGAUGCUUCUUUAAUCCCCUGCUCUGUUGGCAUAAAUCCAUCUCUUACAAUUGCAACUGUGGCUGAGUACGCAAGUAGGCACCUUGUGAGGGAUGUUCUCACGUACAAGAGCAAUGAGGGUAUUGAAAUUCCUGUUAAAGCUGUUGAUCAAAAUCCACAUUCCAUCUCUGAUAAGAAUAUAGAGAGUGAUUGGAGAUCAACGGUCACUUUUAAUGAAACCAUGGAGGGUUAUGUAGGGGGUAUGCCUUGCAAAGCCUAUCUGAAAGUGAAGAUGAACUCUCAAGAUCAGAAGGGGAAAUUGGGUGUCAAAGAAUUUCAUCCUCUUUUAAGAGGGAGAGUUGGUGGAUAUGUGGAAUUUAUAGCCAUUGAGAAGGAUAAAUUACAUAUUAUAGAUGGGGAAAUAAAUUUGUGUAAAGUAGAAUGCAGAACUCCUUACACACAGUAUAUGCAUUAUCAGCUUCUCCUUGCUGCUUCUUCUGGUUCAAGAUAUAUUCUUGAGGGAAGGAAGAUAAUGAAUCCUUAUCUCCUUGGAUUAUAUGCUUGGAGGGAGACAACAACUCUGCAUGUGACAUUUAAAAAAGUUGUUGAGAACAAUUCAAGGGAAGACACGGUGAAUCUAAGAGGCGAGCUCUGUAUCUCCAUGGUACAGCUUUUGAAGAGCAUCUUAAGCCUUGAAGGAAACGAGAGAGGGAGGUUCAUACGUCAUCUAUUGCACACUUUCCUAAGAACCUAUUUUUUACAGAUACCACGAGGGAGUCACAAGGACUUCACCCUAUCAGAUUCAUAUGUUAAACCUUAUCCAAGCAGCACCCUCCAUGAAAUACAAACAGAAGAUGGAUUUUUUAUCAGUUGCAGGCAAUGGAAAUGCACCCAAAUUCCAUCAAGGCUUGAAGGACCAAAACAACUAAAUCCAGUUCUCCUUCUUAAUGGUCAUUCUGCUGAGAGUUACUGGUUGCCAACAGAACCAAAUGAUUUAGUCAGAACUUUACUAGAAGAAGGGCAUGAAACAUGGCUACUGCAACCAAGGUUGCACCCUUUGAAUCCUUCAAAGGACUUCACAAUUGAAGAUAUUGGAAGAUUUGAUGUCCCAGCUGCAAUUAAUAAGAUCCUUGAAUUGCAUGGGCAGCAUACAACAAUACAUGUAGUUGCACAUUGUGUUGGAGGCUUAGCCAUACACAUAGCUCUCAUGGGGGGGCAUGUCUCUGCAACCCAUAUAGCUUCCCUGUCUUGCACCAAUUCUUCGAUGUUCUUCAAGCUUAAUGCUUCAUCAAUGUUCAAAAUGUGGCUUCCUCUGGUCCCGCUUUCCAUGGUUAUCCUAGGCAAGAACAAUAUCCUGCCUCUGUUGGAAACAUCAAAGUGCAGUUUCCGACAUCGGCUCUUGAAAUUUAUUGCCUGUUUGAUACCAAGGUAUGAGAGAUGCACCUGCAAUGAGUGUGAGGUUUUUGCUGGUAUAUUUGGAAGCGCAUUCUGGCAUGGAAAUGUAAGCCCCAGCAUGCACUACUGGUUAAGCAAAGAAAGCACUUUGACAAGGCUUCCCAUGGCAGCAUUUCCCCACAUCAGAAAAAUAUGCAAAGCCGGUUUCAUUGUAGACAGUAAUGGCAACAACAAAUAUUUGAUCCAUCAUGAGAGAAUGGCGCUCCCUACGCUUUAUAUUUCAGGCGGGCGGAGUCUCCUUGUGACUCCAAAGACUUCAUUUCUUGCUAACAAGUAUAUGAAGUUACACCAGCCUGGCUUUAGACAUGAGAGAGUUGUUGUGGAGGGUUUUGGGCAUUCUGACCUUUUGAUUGGUGACGAGUCAGAUAAGAAGGUUUUUCCUCACAUUUUGUCUCAUAUCAGAUCAGCUGAAGGAGGAAAUGGUGCAAUCAGAGCUCCGGGAAGGAAGUACACUAAAGAGGCAGCCUUGGAGUGGGAAGACGAUCAAUAUGAUGAAUAUGGGGGAUUUGACAGUUGGUUUUCUCCUUUAGUUGUUGUGUUGUUGUUUCUCUUGUUGUUUCUCAUGAUAGUUUUAUAGAAUAACGUUAAAAUCACAUUUUUAUUAUACAAUACAACAAUUACAUGACAUCGUCAAUUAGUCCCUUAAAUUUACAAGAAUGAGUUCAAGGGCUGAUUGACAUUAUAGCAUCAACACAGUAAAAUAGUGAUAGAAUAAAAGUGUAGUUUCUAGCAUUACUCUAAUAUCAUUAUAUUUGUAAUUUGUUGCAAUGGUUUGUGAA
Corylus avellana is the source of this 2515-nucleotide messenger RNA. NCBI's taxonomy places the organism in Eukaryota, Viridiplantae, Streptophyta, Magnoliopsida, Fagales, Betulaceae. The record is from RefSeq and is a predicted model, not a curated record.